AUGAGAGCUGCAUCAACCACUACUGCAUCCCUUAAAGAUCGCAUCAAGGCGAGCGAAAGGCUGGAAUGGAGAAAGAUCCGGGAUCUCGGUAAAGAAGCUGCUGAGCUCGAACUUCAUCUACUUCGGUGUGACGACCUGAAGAAGCUUGCCGUUGCCUAUUGCGAUUUUCCGACUAUUCAGCAAACAAAAAAGAAGCUCGGGUUUCUUAAAGCACGGCUGUGUGAGAUACGGUCGACCCUUUCCCAUCAAGAGAAAGUACUGGAAGAGAUGGAAGCUAUCUUACAAGAAGAAAUCCGUGUACUGGAACGACGGAAGCAUCAAGCGCUGAUAGAGCAUGACUACGAGGCAGCCAGUAAGGCAUCAAAUCGAAUGCUAGCAUUUCUCUCUGAAUACGCCGUGGUUGAGCAGACCAGUCGGGCUUGCCGGACCUUCAAGACGAAAACGGACCUGGCGAAUUGCGGAUGCAAUGUACACAAUAUAUAG
Phaeodactylum tricornutum CCAP 1055/1 is the source of this 483-nucleotide messenger RNA. RefSeq lists its product with no specific name. Bases 1 to 483 code for a protein of 160 amino acids. NCBI's taxonomy places the organism in Eukaryota, Bacillariophyta, Bacillariophyceae, Surirellales, Neidiaceae. The record is from RefSeq and is a predicted model, not a curated record. The transcript has a single exon.